UAAUGGAAAUGUAAUCAUUCUACGUUCAUAGGGAAUUCGGUUUUUGGUAGAACAGCGCUAGCUGGAGGGAAUUAUUUGGAAUACUUUAUUCCACAAUCAAGUAGUGGACAUUCUAAAGACGUCUAGAUCGGCCAUACAUACAAUGCCGUAGCGUUUCACGGGGUUUCAUAGCGCCAUGCCCGUGGUUGCUCGUGAUUAAUGUUUCAUACUUGUAAGUUUAUUAGUUUAUCUUCUCGUGGUGCAAUCCGUUUAUUGAAAGGAAAACAUGUCAGAAGAGGGCACUGCUAAAACCAAUGCAAUUUCCGAAUCGUUGUCCUCAUCGUCCGAAGAUAUCGUGGAUACGAUACGCCCUACGGCUUUGAAUGUAGUCGCACAUUGCUAUCAUAGACCACUGUUCUACCGUAGCCAAUUGCACUGCCAUAGUGUGGAAUCCAAUGACGACGAGCUCGACGAUCAGGUUCAAGAUGAUUUAGAAUACUUAAGAUCCUUAGAUCCCAGGGAAUGGAAACAUCAGGAUCAUUACGCAGUUUUGGGUUUGAAGAAGUUAAGGAACAAGGCUACCAAGGAUGAUAUCAAGAGAGCUUACAAGCAGAAGAUUCUAAAACACCACCCGGAUAAGCGUAAGGCACUAGGAGAAGAAGUGAGGCAAGAUGAUGACUAUUUCACGUGCAUUACAAGGGCAUGGGAAACCCUUGGAAAUCCUGUAAAAAGACGAAGCUACGAUAGCGUCGAUCCCUAUUUCAAUGAUGAUCUUCCCGAUGAGAAAGAUGCUAAGAGUAACUUCUAUGAAGUAAUGGGCCGAGCGUUCGAAGAGAAUUCACGAUGGUCGGAAAAAACACCAGUACCCCAACUAGGUGGACCUGGCACUCCUAGAGAUAAAGUUGAAAAAUUUUAUUCAUUCUGGUAUGAUUUUGACUCAUGGCGAGAGUAUUCGUAUAUCGACGAAGAGGACAAGGAAAGCGGGCAAGACCGUGACACGCGUAAGUGGAUCGAGAAGAAGAAUAAAGCUGCACGAGCUAAACGAAAGAAGGAGGAAAUGACUCGAAUCCGGACACUAGUCGACAUGGCGUAUAAUCUGGAUCCUCGAAUAAAAAAGUUUCAGCAAGAUGAUAAAGACAAGAAGACUGCUGUUAAACGAGCCAAGCAAGAAGCUGCCAAGGCUCGACAACAAGAGGAAGAGCGUCUAGCUCGAGAAGUGGCCGAAAAGGAACGGCUAGACAAGGAGAAGCGCGAUCUGGAGGAGAAAGCAAGAAUGGAUGCCCUUAAACAGGAGAGAGAAGCACAAAAGAAAGCCUUACGUAAGGAGAGAAAGGCACUCAGGGAAUUGUGCAAGACUAAUAAUUACUACGCCGAAAGUCCAUCGGAAAACAUUAGACACAUGGAGAGCGUGGAAAAGAUCUGCGAGUUAUUCAAGUCGACUCAGCUAGAGGAUACUAUGCGUAGAUUGCAGUCGGAAGGUAGGCAAGCAUUCCUAGAUAUUAUAGCAGAGACCGAAAGAAAGAUGGCCGAGGAGCGCAAAGUUGCUACAACGAACAACGAAUCUCGCAACACAUCGGACAAACAGGUUAAGGCUUCUGCUCCGUGGACGGAGAGUGAUUUGCAAUUGUUAAUUAAGGCCGUUAAUCUAUUCCCUGCUGGAACUAAUCAACGUUGGGAAGUGGUGGCUAAUUUUAUCAAUCAACAUGGCAACUCUUCCAGCGGUGUAGUUCGCGAAGCGAAGGAGGUUUUGGCUAAAGCUAAAGAUCUGCAGUCAACCGACUUCAGUAAAUCUAGCAUGAAGGAGCAAGCUAAUAAGAAGGCCUUUGAUAACUUUAUUGCCGAGAAAAAGUCAAAGGAACCUGUCGAAGAAAGAAUGCCCGCUUUCACCGAACGCCUUGAUCAUCCAUUGUCGAACGGUACUGCCAGUGAUGCGAAGGAGGUUAAGAAAGAGCCGUGGACGCCGGCGGAACAAAAACUCCUUGAACAAGCACUUAAGACUUAUCCCACCACUCUUCCAGAUCGGUGGGACCAAAUAGCCAGUUGCAUUCCGACCAGAACAAAAAAGGAAUGCAUGAGAAGGUAUAAGGAAUUGGUCGAACUCGUCAAGGCGAAGAAAGCAGCUCAAGUGAUGAAAUAAUACCGACUCAGGUUUAAGUUUCAAUUUUUCUGGUAACUUAUUGAGUCGCGAUACUAAACGUGGGCAAAGUGUACGAAUUUUGGCCUAGGUUGGAAUUCUUGAUCUUGAUAUCGUUUGUUGAGUUUUAUCCGAGUACGAACUGAACAGCUGAUACAUGUACGCGUUUGACAUGUUUCUCAAUAAUCAAGCGUGUGCAAAUGUUUGUACACGUAGGAAAAGAAACUAAUUCCGGAUACCCAUCUAAAGUUGCCGUGGAAGGGAAUUUCAAUAAGUACUAUGAUGUCAGGACUAGUACUAAAGAAGAAGCGACCGGAAAGGUUACGUUGCAAAUUGCUGUGGAGAGAUCGAUAUCUCGCAAAUAAUUAAAGUACUCGAAUUUAGCGUAAUCGCUCAAGCAUUGUGCACCGAUAAUUUAUUGGGGCGUUGAAAAGCUUCCACUGGUGGUAGCGAUUGAAAGUGGAUCCACCUGCAUGUAUCGAGUGCGUGAUGCGAUAACCUUAAAACAUAAAAUAAGAAGCGAUAUGCUUGUUCGAAGCUGUGUACGUUCCUGCAGGUGUAUUUAAGGAUUUUCCUUGAACGAACUUUAGAUGGGACGAUGAAAGUCCAUUAGUGUAUAUGCCUGUGCACUUUCGUGCACUCCAGCACGGCCAAAGUAUUAAAAGAACGUCCUCAUUGUCCAUCUUUAUACAUCACACUUUUGGCAAUGCUCGUGCAGUUUCCCGAAGAACGCAAAGAAUUGGAAGAAGCCUUACGAUAUAAUUUCCUGACCGUGCUCCGAUGGUUGACUCGCAAGCCAUGUAAGUAAUGUAUUAUACAAGAAUUAUAGUACAAUGCAAGUAAAUAAAUUGUGACGGUGAUGC
Messenger RNA from Orussus abietinus, 2976 nucleotides. RefSeq names its product dnaJ homolog subfamily C member 2. Gene Ontology annotation, cellular component: cytosol. Gene Ontology annotation, biological process: 'de novo' cotranslational protein folding; regulation of translational fidelity. The transcript is spliced from 5 exons. Gene Ontology annotation, molecular function: Hsp70 protein binding; ribosome binding. The coding region runs from base 266 to 2116 and encodes 616 amino acids. Lineage: Eukaryota; Metazoa; Arthropoda; Insecta; Hymenoptera; Orussidae. The record is from RefSeq and is a predicted model, not a curated record.